This is a messenger RNA of Gadus morhua (Atlantic cod), 2761 nucleotides long. RefSeq names its product NLR family CARD domain-containing protein 3-like. Gene Ontology annotation, molecular function: protein binding. The transcript has 4 exons. Lineage: Eukaryota; Metazoa; Chordata; Actinopteri; Gadiformes; Gadidae. Bases 67 to 2382 code for a protein of 771 amino acids. The record is from RefSeq and is a predicted model, not a curated record.
GUUAAGAACAAGGAGCAGAGGAGGCGCGCCAUAGAGGGAGUGGUAGACAUCACAAAGCUCUGCCUGAUGGAGAUGAAUAAGGAGGAAUUGGCCGACACACUGGGGAGUGGAGCUGUCCAGUACCAACAUAAACUCAAGUCUCAUCUCAGGAAGAAGUUCCAGUGUGUGCUUGAGGGAAUUGCUAAAGCAGGACAGCGAACACGUCUGAAUGACUUCUACACAGAGCUCUUCAUCACAGAGAGAGGCAGUGGAGAGGUCAACCAGGAACAUGAGGUCAGACUGAUUGAAAAAGCCGCCAGGAAGCAAGCCAAUGAGGAAACACAAAUCAGAUGUGAAGACAUCUUUAAACCUUUACCUGGACAAGAUAAACCAAUCAGAACAAUAAUGACAACCGGAGUGGCUGGCAUUGGUAAAACCGUCUUAACACACAAGUUCACUCUGGACUGGGCUGAGGGCAAAGCCAACCACGAAAUACACUUCACAUUUCUUCUCACUUUCAGAGAGUUGAAUUUACUGAAAGGGAAAGAGUUUAGCUUGGAGGAACUACUUCAUCAGUUUUCUGUUGAAACCAAAGAAGCAGGAAUCUACAGAUACAACCAUGACCAAGUAGUCUUCAUCUUGGAUGGUCUGGAUGAGUGUCGACUUCCUCUGAACUUCCAGAACAACCCGAUCUGGACUGAUAUAACAGAGCCAACCUCAGUGGACGUGCUGCUGACAAACAUCAUUAGGGGAGUCCUGCUUCCCUCCGCUCGUAUCUGGAUAACCACACGCCCUGCUGCAGCCAAUCAGAUCCCUGCUGAGUGUGUUGACAUGGUGACCGAGGUGAGAGGGUUCACCGACCCACAGAAGGAGGAGUACUUCAGGAAGAGAUUCAGAGAGGGGACACUGGCCAGCACAAUCAUCUCUCACGUCAAGAAAUCUCGAAGCCUCCACAUCAUGUGUCACAUCCCAGUCUUCUGUUGGAUCACUGCUACAGUUCUUGAGGACUUCUUCAAAAAAUCCCAUAUAGGAGAAGAGGUGCCCAAAACCUUGACUCAGAUGUACAGCCACUUCCUGAGGGUUCAAUCCAUACAGGGGGACAGGAAGUAUCAUGGGCGAGCUGAAACUGAUCCACUCUGGAGUUCGGAGAGCAGGGAGAUCAUUGUUUCUCUGGGGAAACUGGCUUUUAACCAGCUGGAGAAAGGCCAGCUGAUCUUCUACGAGGCAGACUUGGCAGAGUGUGGCAUCGAUAUCAGAGCAGCCUCAGUGUACUCAGGAGUGUUCACCCAGAUCUUUAAAGAGGAGUGUGGGCUGUACCAGGACAAGGUGUUCUGCUUUGUCCACCUGAGCAUCCAGGAGUUUAUGGCUGCCCUUUAUGUAUUUCUGUCCUACAUCAACACUGGUGUCAAUCUGCUCUCAGAAGAACAGCCAGCCUCCAGGGAAGAUGAACUCCUCCUCCUCUACCAGAGUGCUGUGGACAAGGCCUUACAGAGUGAGAACGGACACCUGGACUUGUUCCUCCGUUUCCUCCUGGGCAUCUCUCUAGAGACCAAUCAGAUUAUCCUACAAGAUCUGCUCGGACCAAGAAGAAAUGCAUUAAUGGGCAAUCUAACUAAAAAAGUUCUGCCCGUACAGACAGGAAAAAGGUCACGGAGCAAUACCCAAAUAGUCCAUUACAUUAAGGAGAAGAUAGGUGGAGAUCUCUCUCAAGAGAGAAGCAUCAAUCUGUUCCACUGUCUGAAUGAGCUGAAUGACCGUUCUCUAGUGGAGGACAUCCAACAGUACCUGUCAUCAGGAAGUAUCUCCACAGAAUCUCUCUCCUCUGCUCAGUGGUCAGCUCUGGUCUUCAUCUUACUUACAUCAGAAGUUGAGCUGGACGUGUUUUACCUGAAGAAAUACUCUGCUUCUGAGGAGGGUCUUCUGGGGCUGCUGCCAGUGAUCAAAGCCUCCAAAACAUCUCUGCUGAAUGGCUGUAAUCUAUCCGAGAGAUGCUGUGAUGCUCUCGCCUCAGUUCUCAGCUCCAACUCAUCUAGUCUGAGAGAGCUGGAUCUGAGUUCCAAUGAUCUGCAGGAUUCAGGAGUGAUGCUACUCUCUGCUGGACUCGGGAAUCCACACUGUGCACUGGAAACUCUCAGGCUUAAUGGCUGUAAGCUUUCAGAGAGAUGCUGUGAAGCUCUGGCCUCAGUUCUCAGCUCCAGUUCCUCUACUCUGAGAGAGCUGGACCUGAGUAACAAUGAUCUGCAGGAUUCAGGAGUGAAGCUGCUCUCUGCUGGACUGGGGAGUCCACACUGUACACUGGAAACUCUCAGGUCAGUUUUGCUCAAUGUGCAGUUACACCACAAAGGUCAAUAUCAGAAGACUUUUAAAACAACUACUUCCCCCUGGUUUGAGUAUUACUCCUAAAUUACGUCAAAAUAUAUCAUCUAAUAACUCAGUACUUUUGAUGACCUCAUGAAUUUGAGUGGUAUCAUUGGACAUAUUACACCUUGUUUUUUAUGUUUGAUGCGAAAACGAAAAGUCGAAAAGUAAUCCUUAAACUCUCGUGCCCUAUGGAAAGCACGACCGGGAGAGUUGCCUUUAUUUGCACACCACACACGAAGCACACACAAUAUCACCUACACCCACGACUCCCUUGGUGGCAGUGCAGCUUCCCCCGGGCCUCCCUGGAUCCUUUGCGGAACCCGGACACGGUGACCACGGCCGUGAUCACCACGAUAUAGGUUUCAUUGUAACAACGCAACAAUUUUUUUUUGUUUUGUUGACAUGACUGUAUAAGGGCUUG